AUGACGACUCAACACAUUAGGAACAAUCUCCGGGAAGAGCUACGUCUGUCUGAUGAGCAUAUGGACGUAGAUAUCAGUAUUGCGCUCAUCGCGCUCAUAACAUCUGCCGUGCGUGACAGCGAAUCAACAUGCACCCUAGAGCAGAUAGUCCGUGCGGUGGAGAAUGCUGAUGCCGCCACAUAUCUCGAACCAUUGACACUACUUCCUCUCCUUAUACCCUGCCCUAGAUUAGGUUCCGAGGAGAUUAUUUCUCUGAUGAACCGAGCGUGUAGCGCGAAGGAAGUGAUAAUGGCAGCAAUGGAAGUUCUUGAAAACAUAAACCGCGUCCUGGAUAUAGAUGACGAUGCCGAUGCCGAUGCCGAAGGUGGUACCCUCUCAUUUCCUCAGCAGAUCUGUCGGCUCAUCCAAAUAUUCAACCAAUCGAUUCCUCGCUUACCGAAGCGAAAGAAAUCCCCGAGUGAAGUUGUUCGACCCCUGUUCUCUGAGCUACAGUCCAUUAUGUCUCGGGCACCCACUGGCAACGCGGUGGAAAAUCGAGCCAUUCUCACUGCAGCAUCCGCCCUCGUAACAUCUGCAUAUGGGUGGGCAAAGUCUGACCCCGCGUUCGAUGGAGAUGAAAAAUCAACGAUAACUAUUAUCUUGACCACGUUUCUGGGCGCUGCUCUAGAAGCAUGCGCUAUACAUAUCGAGGCGAACCUCGCGCAAGCUGCGUUCAAAGAGAAUUUUUCAAGGCUUGUGAUAUCUUCUCCCGGACAAGACCAUUCCUCGAGGAAUGAAGAUGUUGUUCACGAUGUUUGGAAAGCUGGCCAUUUGCUGGAUCUGACAAUCGACACUUGUGAACGGAAUCCAUCAUUGGGCUCUUUCAUCCUUCUUGCGCACGCGCCUUCGUACAAAUUCUCCGUCCCUAUUCUCACCGUUUUCUUUCCCAUUAUUAUCAUGUGCAUCCGAUCGAACAAGAUCCUCGACGAGGUCAUCUCUGUGUUGAUACGGACCAUUGUUCCUCUAAAAUCACAUUCACCGCGCUCAGAACUCUCGCUGGAUCUACUUGUCCCUCUUGCGCAUCUACUCCCUUUGGUGGCUGGUGUGCACCCGGAUCCGUCGACACGUCACCAACUCUAUCGCCUCCUUUCCUCUGUCCUUACUCUAGCUCCAUCUAUGUUUCGGCUGCAGCUUCUUCAAGAGCUUCUCACUGAUGCCGACUCUUCGCCCCAAAUGCGUAUCGCUCUGGUUGGGUUACUCAGGGAGGCGGUGCUUGAGGCACUUGCAGCACCUCCAGACAGCGCCCAGUCUAAACAGAAUGUGUUUGCAUCGCCCAUUUUCCUACACACAUUCGCCCAGAUCAUACUACGGCCGGAUCCUCCUGAUUUAUUCACCAAGGCGAUCUCAGCAGAUGAUUUCUUGGAUUCUCCAGAACCAUUGAGACUGGUUGAAUGUCUGGCUUUGUACUAUGUUCUUCUGAUGAAAGAUGUGCGUAAUAGGACGGGUAUUAGAGACCAGGACAACUUACGGAAUGUGAGAGUCUCGCUUCUAGAUCCGCUUCGGUCUCGAAUAACGAUUUGGAGUAAUGAUAUGUCUAAGGAGGCAAAUUCGGCGCAUGGCGAUGAAUCUGCUACGCAAUUUGGCAUAUUAGACAUGUGGUUGGACCGCAUCUUUGAUGUAGUAGACGACCUUGCCCAUGCACAAUAG
This is a messenger RNA of Fibroporia radiculosa, 1686 nucleotides long. RefSeq lists its product as uncharacterized. Gene Ontology annotation, molecular function: ubiquitin-protein transferase inhibitor activity. The transcript has 8 exons. The record is from RefSeq and is a predicted model, not a curated record. The coding region runs from base 1 to 1686 and encodes 561 amino acids. Gene Ontology annotation, cellular component: cytoplasm. Lineage: Eukaryota; Fungi; Basidiomycota; Agaricomycetes; Polyporales; Fibroporiaceae.